Parascedosporium putredinis is the source of this 831-nucleotide messenger RNA. Lineage: Eukaryota; Fungi; Ascomycota; Sordariomycetes; Microascales; Microascaceae. The record is from the annotation of a GenBank genome assembly.
AUGGUCGUACCAAGGAACAGGUUCUAUACCGUGCUGGCGGGCGUGUCCUGCAUCAUGCUACUCGCCGGGUUGGUGCACAUGAUGGACUACGACACCGCCUUCCAGAUCUCCCGCAUAAUGCACAAUGGGAACGAGGAGCAGGCUGACCAAAGCGACGCUCCCUUGAUGCCCGCGGGCGGCAAGGUAUACCAAAAGACAUGGCACGAGAUCGCGCUGGCUGCCGGCACCGACAAGGUCACGACGCAUGAAUACCAAUACAUGUACGAGAAAUAUCUGCCGUCUAUCCGUGGCAGGCACGUCAAGAUGCUGGAAAUUGGCCUCGGAUGCAAUAUGAACUACGGCCCCGGAAAGUCGUACUCCACAUGGCUAGAGUAUUUCCCCGAUAUCGAGCUCUUCUACAUCGAGUACGAUGCCGCGUGCGCCGAAAAGUGGGCGCACAAAACGGAACAAGCGCACGUCUUCACAGGCGACCAGGCCAACGCCACGAUGCUCGAAGAGUUCAUCGCCAAGGCGGGCAUGGACUUUGACCUCAUCAUCGACGACGGCGGCCACCGUAUGGACCAGCAAAUUGUCUCGCUCCAGCACCUGUGGAAGGCAGUCAAGCCCGGCGGCAUGUACAUUCUGGAGGACCUCCAGACCAGCUACUGGAAGAAUUACGGGGGCGACUCCUCGACCACGGACCAGAGCAUCAAGACGGCGAUGAAGUUCAUCUACGAGCUCAUUGACGACCGCAUGAGCGGCACCAACAAGCACGAGAUUAGCGAGACGAUGAGGAGCAUUGACUGCAUGAAGGAGGUGUGCGGGUUCACCAAGAAGACGAUGUCUUCGUAG